Tupaia belangeri chinensis (Chinese tree shrew) is the source of this 6577-nucleotide messenger RNA. It is a transcript of the gene SORT1, whose product is annotated as sortilin 1. The record is from RefSeq and is a predicted model, not a curated record. Gene Ontology annotation, molecular function: protein binding. Gene Ontology annotation, biological process: Golgi to endosome transport; endocytosis; vesicle organization. Gene Ontology annotation, cellular component: membrane; Golgi apparatus. Lineage: Eukaryota; Metazoa; Chordata; Mammalia; Scandentia; Tupaiidae.
CAUGUGUUCGAUGAUCUCAGUGGCUCAGUAUCCUUGUCCUGGGUUGGAGAUAGCACUGGGGUCAUUCUUGUUUUGACUACCUUCCAUGUACCACUGGUGAUUAUGACCUUUGGACAGUCCAAGCUAUAUCGAAGUGAGGAUUAUGGAAAGAAUUUUAAGGAUAUCACAAAUCUCAUCAAUAACACCUUCAUUCGGACUGAGUUUGGGAUGGCUAUUGGUCCUGAGAACUCUGGAAAGGUAAUACUAACAGCAGAGGUGUCUGGAGGAAGUCGUGGGGGACGAAUCUUCAGAUCAUCAGAUUUUGCAAAGAACUUUGUUCAGACAGAUCUUCCUUUCCAUCCGCUGACUCAGAUGAUGUAUAGCCCUCAGAACUCUGAUUACCUCUUAGCCCUCAGCACUGAAAAUGGCCUGUGGGUGUCCAAGAAUUUUGGGGGAAAAUGGGAAGAAAUCCACAAAGCAGUGUGUUUGGCCAAAUGGGGAUCAGAAAACAUCAUCUUCUUUACCACUUAUGUGAAUGGCUCCUGCACUGACCUUGGAGCACUGGAAUUAUGGAGAACUUCCGACUUGGGAAAAAGCUUCAAAACCAUUGGCGUGAAAAUCUACUCAUUUGGUCUUGGAGGACGUUUCCUUUUUGCCUCUGUAAUGGCUGAUAAGGAUACAACAAGAAGGAUCCACGUGUCAACAGAUCAAGGGGACACGUGGAGCAUGGCCCAGCUUCCCUCUGUGGGACAAGAACAGUUCUAUUCGAUCCUGGCAGCUAAUGAUGACAUGGUGUUCAUGCAUGUAGAUGAACCUGGAGAUACUGGAUUUGGCACAAUCUUUACCUCAGAUGACCGAGGCAUUGUCUAUUCCAAGUCUUUGGACCGACAUCUCUACACUACCACAGGUGGAGAGACGGACUUUACCAACGUGACCUCCCUCCGCGGGGUCUACAUAACAAGCAUGCUCUCAGAAGAUAAUUCUAUCCAGACUAUGAUCACUUUUGACCAAGGAGGAAGGUGGACACACCUAAGGAAGCCUGAGAACAGUAAAUGCGAUGCAACAGCAAAAAACAAGAAUGAGUGCAGCCUUCAUAUUCAUGCUUCUUACAGCAUCUCCCAGAAGCUAAAUGUUCCGAUGGCCCCACUCUCAGAGCCAAAUGCCGUAGGCAUAGUCAUUGCUCAUGGCAGCGUGGGAGAUGCCAUCUCAGUGAUGGUCCCAGAUGUGUACAUCUCAGAUGAUGGGGGUUACUCCUGGGCGAGGAUGCUGGAAGGACCCCACUAUUACACCAUCCUGGACUCUGGAGGCAUCAUUGUGGCCAUUGAGCACAGCAGCCAUCCUAUCAAUGUGAUUAAGUUCUCCACAGACGAGGGUCAGUGCUGGCAGUCCUACACGUUCACCAGGGAGCCCAUCUAUUUCACCGGCCUCGCUUCCGAGCCUGGAGCCAGGUCCAUGAAUAUCAGCAUCUGGGGUUUCACGGAAUCUUUCCUGACCCGCCAGUGGGUCUCCUACACCAUCGAUUUUAAAGAUAUCCUUGAAAGGAACUGUGAAGAGAAGGACUAUACCAUAUGGCUGGCACAUUCCACAGACCCUGGAGGUUAUGAAGAUGGCUGCAUUUUGGGCUAUAAAGAACAAUACCUACGGCUACGCAAGUCAUCCGUCUGUCAGAAUGGCCGAGACUAUGUUGUCACCAAGCAGCCGUCCAUCUGUCCCUGUUCCCUGGAGGACUUCCUCUGUGAUUUUGGCUACUACCGUCCAGAAAAUGACUCAAAGUGUGUGGAACAGCCAGAACUGAAGGGCCACGACCUUGAGUUUUGUCUGUAUGGAAGAGAGGAGCACCUGACGACAAACGGUUACCGGAAAAUCCCGGGAGACAGAUGCCAAGGUGGUGUGAAUCCAGUUCGAGAAGUGAAAGACUUGAAAAAGAAAUGCACAAGCAACUUUUUGAGCCCAGAAAAGCAGAAUUCCAAGUCAAAUUCUGUUCCAAUUAUCCUGGCCAUUGUGGGAUUGAUGCUGGUCACAGUCGUAGCAGGAGUGCUCAUUGUGAAGAAAUACGUCUGCGGGGGAAGGUUCCUGGUGCAUCGGUACUCUGUGCUCCAGCAGCACGCGGAGGCCAACGGUGUGGACGGCGUGGACGCUCUGGACACAGCCUCCCACACAAACAAAAGCGGUUAUCACGACGACUCAGACGAGGACCUUCUGGAAUAGCUCUUCAGAGGAGCUGGGACCAAGCAUGGAGGUGGAACCACAGUACCUCUCACACUCGCGGUGGCUCCAACUGGGGGAAAUAAAUUUCCCAUUACGAGGGCCCCAGCUCUGUCUCUGCUGCUUCCAUCAAAGCCAAAAGGACCUACUCUAGAGACAUGCGGGGGGGUGGGGAACCCUGGGUGCUCUUGGAAUUGGCUCUGAGAAGAGGGGAAAAUUUAAAUUCUUUAACUUUUUAUUUCAAGUUCUGUCUUUUUGCAAAGUAUGGGCUUUGGGGAUUUUGUUUUUGUUUUGUUUUUAAGGGAAAUGAAAUGGAAUUCAAAGGGAGCGUCUCACUAGCCCACUCUUCCGUGCCCUACAUGGUGCCUGCCCCAGGGCAUCUGCCACCUCCAGCAUCAACCCUCACCAGGUACUCGGUGCUGUUCCUGGGCUCUGCUGGCAACAUGAAGCAGCCACAGAGAGGGAAACAGAGACUGCAGUUACCGGCACAGCCCGGCCAGCGUCUCCCUAGCUGGGGAACAUUGCACUCCAGCUCCUCACUCAGAUCCCUGCUGCUGCAUCUUUUUUUUUUUUUUUCCCCUUCAGGGACCAGAGACCACAGUGAUUUUUCUUUUCCCUUGUUUAAUUAGGCAAUACCCUUGUUAAUUGCCCCUUGGCAACUAACUUAACCAUGUGCUUCCAAGAUACUAAAUCAGGAAAAUUUACAGGGCAAUAUUUUUAACUUAAGGCAGGAAGAGGGGAACAGCAUAGAAUUGACUAGAUUUAGCACCUAUUAAAGGAGAGAUUCUUGCUUCUUGAGAUCUUUCAAGCUGUGCUUUGUGUGUGUGCCAGUGGACUUGCUCAAGGACAGGGUACAGGCCUGGCCUGGAAGCCUGCCCAGGCUGAGUGAUCUCGUCACUGGAGUUGUUCAUUGAGCGCACAGAGCAGCCCGAGAGCCCCAGGACUGAAGCCGCAGUCUUCCGUUUUCUGGUUGUUACCUGUUGUGCGGGCUCAUCGUGAAGUCAGGGCGGUUGCUGCUUAUCUGCUUCUCUUAGGUUGCUGUACCUUGAGCCAGGACUAGAGUUGUUUUCAGAUUUAUGGACUUUUUUUUUUUUCCCUUGAAUCAAAUGUUUAUUGCCAGGCUGUCCUCAUCUCUCUCAGCUAGCUUUGCCAAGUAAUUUGUUGGCAUGAAAUGUUUGGCCGAACCCAUUGAAAACACACUUGCAGUCCAGGUGAUGUUUUUUGUGAUGUACUGAGUUCAUACUUUAAAUUUAAGGAAGUUUUCUAUCUGGCAUUUGCCCAAAUGAAAUGAAUUUUAGAAUGUAGUUGGGUGGAUCUGGGGGUGACCUCUUAGCAAAGGAAAGCUGCAAUAAUGAGUCCAGUACGGCUCGAAUGCUUGCUGUAGAAUGUCGUGUGGUGAGCUUUGGGUCUGAAUGUACCUGCUGCGCUGGUCAGUUUCCCCGGUAAUUAUGGUUGGGACAUUCUUUGGUAGAUGCCAUUUGCUGCUAGUUCAUUUUGUGGCUAGAAAGUCCAUGAAAAGUGAAUGUGCCAAAUUAACUUCGUCAGAGUGUGGGAGCAGAUGGCCCAGCUCUCUCCUCCCAGAAUAGAUGAACAGCAGCGAGGAGAGCGGAGGAGGACGUGGACGGGGAGUUUUAGAGACUUUGAAACUGCAGUCGAAUGAAAUGAGUCAGGGAGCUUCAGUUAGAAAAUAGUUAGGACAGUUUUCGUGGAGAGAAUUAAUAGCUCUUAAGGCUAGAGUGCCUGCGUCUUUUAGCUCAUUCGUUUUACCUGGUUUUAAAAUGUAAAAUAAUUCCAAAGAUACACUAGGUCACAAAUGAUAGACAGUGUCCACCUUUGUCCCACCCUUACCCCCUGUCCAAAGGGCAUUUGGUGCCCAGGAAAAGCCUAUUUAUACCACACACCUUUUCUGCUGGCAUAUAGCUGCUCUGGGUAGAUGUGGCAGCAUUUGGGAAUCCUCUCACUAGUUUUAAGCUGUGGGAAAGUUAAUAUUCUUCUCUAACCACAUACGGUUAGGGCUUUCUGCUCGUACUGCGCCCUGGGAUUUCCGUAGAACUCGGCAGUUUUCCAAGCACCUUCACCUGCAUUACGUCAUUGGAACCUCACAGUGUCCUGUGAAGGGGCCGAGGAACCACACGGGGGUGUAUUGUCUAGGGUCCCCGUGUGUGACGAGCAGUGCCACCGGUAGUCUUCAGAGCUCGGACCUCUUUGGGCAUGCAGGGGCCGCGUACGGGGCGCGGGGCGGCUUCCUGCGCUGUAGGACAGGGUUGGAGCCGCUGCUGUAGGGCAGUGUGACAGCCCUCUUGCCACUUUGGCAAGCAGAAAAUGUUGUUCUUCUGUUUUCAUGCUGAAAACAGAAGUAAUGGUAAUUUUGAAUGUUUUUUAGAAACUGUCCUUGCCCUCAUGGAGGGUCACUGUUAAAGAGGAAGGAGUGGGAGCUUCAUGCAAGAGCACCCUUCUCCACCUCCUCCUUUCCACCCCUGGCUGGCCGGCUUGUUCAAGAACUGGUGGCAGGCCUGGCCACACCCUUUGUUGGCUGUCAAGCUUGUGUGUCAGCCUACUCACUCACAGACACGUGCCCUCAGCAGAGAGUCGAACCACCUAAACCCAUGAUAGCGUCUAAAAGUCACUGUCCCAAUCAUCGCACUCAAGGUUAGGGACGUAUCUUUGAAGGCAAAACACAGCAUACCAUUGCGUAAACUCCCAGGCAUGAAGGUAGCAGAGGGAUUAUUUCUGGGAGUUUCCAUAGUGGAAUUUAGCCUUGUCAGAUAGGUGGGACAGACAGACAGCCCACAGUGGUCUGAGCUAAAUCCCGGGAGGACUCACAUCCUUCCUGCUCAGACCUAAGCAGACCUUUGCUUUUCAGUGAGACCAGUGACCCGGACGGAUACACCUAGGCUGUUGCUUGAAGGAGAGCACUGCGUGAGGAGGAAAGGCCUUUGGAGAGCUGUGGCAGUUCUGGGGUGGGCUCCAGAGGCUCGGUAGAGGAGCAAUGGCGGAACUUGGUGUUUACCAUCUGCCUCGGAGUAGACUUUCCAGGGUGUAUCUCUCUUGCUCUUAGGUUCCCCUCUGGGCCUCCCUCCACUCAAGUGGCCUUUCAUCCCCACAGACGAGUAACGUGCUGGCCGCUCCAGCCCCUGCACUGGGCCCUGUGAACCGCAGCUGGUCCUUCCUGGCCUUCACCACAGUACCUGGACACACAGCAGUGUCAGGCCAUCCACACCCACCCCAAGUGACAGGGCUGGCCUGGUCCAGUUGCUUAUUCACUCUCCAGGCAGAGCAGGAGGGGAGAGUCUUUCCUUUCAGGAGAGCUGGGAAGAACCCUGCCCUUCCCUCAGGGGCCCCGUGCCUGUCCCGCUCCUCCACUCCCCCCUUAAGCCAGGAUAUCGGAAACUGCUGAGUAGGAAGGGAUUCAGCUCUUCACCUUUGCUACCACCAUGGGCUUAAAUGUGCUUUGAGUAAAACCAAAGUUUAAGGUUGGCCGUAUGAUGGAGUGACAGGGAGGACCAGGGUCAGCAGAUGCCAGACUUUCUGUUCCAUCUGCCAGCGAUGUGCCUGGCUCAGGCAGCUCUGGAAACACCAUCUUGCCCUCACAGAGCCCAGGCCUUGCCCUCAUGAGGAUAACUGAAAUAGCAGGCGCGUGUGGAUCUCUCGGUUACGUUGCAUUGUAACAGGAAGAACCUUAAUUUGGAACUGUCUUCAACAACUUGCCGUAUGCAUUUUCUUUUCCACACCAGUACAUUCUUAAGCGUCCUUGGUUAUACGAAACAGCAUAAACUAAUCUGUACCUUUCUAUAUAUAUGUGUGUGUGUACAUAUAUACAUGUAUAGACUGUAUAGUGUACAUGUUAAUGAUUUAUGGGUAGUCCCCGGAUCUUUAAUGCAGUGCACCUCCUCCGCAUGCCCUCAGUCGUGGUUGGGUGACUUCAUGUUCCCUGAUGGGCCCGCCCACCUCCUGUGUUUGAACCUCUAGGAAAGAGGGCUUUGGUCACAUCUCCUUAUCCUCGUGCACAGAAAUGCUCAGGGUCCCCAUGUGCCUGUUGAACCCUCUCGUCGCUUGUCCCCUUUCUGAGCAUGUGGUCCCCCCCAAGCUGUGGGACAGCUGCCUUCCUGUGAAAGUGUAAAGCAGUAUUAAGAUCAUUACUGCAUGUGCGCCAGAAACCCAAGUUUUCUGUUCUCUUGGGACAGAAAAUUGCAUGAGGUGGGAUAACCAAGUCUCAAUGACCCACGUCAGUUACACAACAAAGCCAGACUCUAAAAUGAACUUCCACGAAAUGGAAAGAAAAUUCAAAUUUCUUUAGCAUUGUGUAAAUAAAUCUGGAUGUGUUUAACUUUGUACUGGUACUUUUCUGUAUAUUUGCAAUAUCUGGGUUAGAAAUAAAACAGAUUGGACUUUA